AUGCCAGCCAUUCAUGUGUUAGACGACUACUACCUCGCUAUCACCGCUCUCAUCACCAUCGGCUACCAGCUCUUCUUCUUCGCCAUCGCCUACACCUGUAAAUUCGACAAAGUCACUGACUUCGCCGGCGGCUCCAACUUCAUCAUCCUGGCCAUCACAACCCUCUCCCUCAGUCACCACCACCAGGCCCGCCAACUCGUCGCCACCCUCUUCCUCAUCGCCUGGGCCAUCCGCCUCACCUUAUUCCUCCUCUUCCGCAUCCUCAAAACAGGCAAAGAUGAUCGCUUCGACGAGAUGCGCCAAAAGUUCCUCCCCUUUCUCGGCUUCUGGGUCUUUCAGAUGCUUUGGGUCUGGACCGUCUCGCUGCCCGUCACGGUGCUCAACUCCCCAGCCGUGACGCCCUAUCCCCAGCAUCGGUUUGGCACGGGGAGGGACAUUGCGGGCGUGAUCAUGUAUUCUGUCGGGCUGGGGAUCGAGACCGUGAGCGAUGCGCAAAAGUAUCGGUUUCGGAGCACGCACGAUGGCAGAGCUGUUUGUGACGGAGGCUUGUUUGCUGUUUCGCGGCAUCCGAAUUACUUUGGUGAGAUACUCGUUCAUUUUGCCAUAUAUAUGAUUGCCGUUUCAUCAGCCGCAGAUGGCUACGUCCACGGCCAAGCCUAUAAAGCCCUCUAUGCCACCAUCCUGGGUCCAUUCUUCCUCACAUUUCUUCUCCUAUUCGUGUCAGGGAUACCUCUCUCGGAACGCCCAAAGGCAAAGGCGCAAUAUGAAAGCGGCAACAAUUGGCAUAGCUACAAGCGCUGGUUAGAUCGUACCAGCAUCCUCAUCCCAUUCCCCCCACAGCUGUACGAGAAGAUGCCGACGAUCUUGAAGAGGACCGUCUUCCUCGAAUUUCCCAUGUAUGUAUUUGACCCAAAGAAACACUCCGAUAUGAGUCAACCGGGAGGAGCAGCAAAUGAGGACCAGGUAGGCAGGGGAGACGACCAAGACGAUGCUCCACAGAGCGGCGAGGAGACGCUGAUGUAG
This is a messenger RNA of Trichoderma virens Gv29-8, 1023 nucleotides long. RefSeq lists its product as uncharacterized. The transcript is spliced from 3 exons. Lineage: Eukaryota; Fungi; Ascomycota; Sordariomycetes; Hypocreales; Hypocreaceae. Bases 1 to 1023 code for a protein of 340 amino acids. Gene Ontology annotation, cellular component: membrane. The record is from RefSeq and is a predicted model, not a curated record.